AUGGAGUUGAUGAAAGGGGUCACCAAAUCUAUCUGUGAAGCAGCAAAUUCUGGUGUUAUUACUUGGGACUGCCAGUAUGACCAAGAAACUAUGUUACUACCUUAUAUCCUUUUUGUUGCAGGAGACAACCCCAUGCACACCGAGGAAUUUAGCCAUUCAGGUCUCAAAAGCAAUUUUUUCUGCAGGACAUGUAAAGUUGGCGGCACGCAAGCUCAGAAAAAGACUGAUGAAGGAUAUAACAAUAUAUUCAAAUGCGGAGCUGCUCGGACUCCUCAAGAGACACGCAAUGAAAUCCUGCAGCAAGUUGACACUUCACUCAAGUCAGGUGGAACUAAGAAAGUGAAGAGUGCAGGUACAAAUUCUGGCAUACGCGAUAGCACUAGUGCGUCAAUUGUUCAACAACUACUUGCACUGGGCAAGCAGUUGCAAAGGCACAAAGCUGGAAAGCCUGCUUUACCUGAAUCUGAAGUGCGCCAGCAACUGGAACAGGAACUUGAAACAUUACUGCGCGGUUCUACGCUUGACAACCAUAUUAACCCAUUGUUAGGCAUGCCGGCUGUGGAUAUCCAUCAAGACACUCCCACGGAGAUUUUGCACACCGUAGUAUUGGGGGUAGUAAAGUAUUUUUGGGGACAAACGGUCUGGCUGCUUGAUAAGUCAUACUUGCUAACUACUUUCCAGACACGGCUUGAAUCCAUCAGCAAGGACGGCCUUAAUUCAGGCAAUCUCAUUGGCAAACAUUUCAAAAGUUUGGCCCAGGUAAUGCUGUAUAUUAUAUAUGACCUAGUUUCUCAAGAUGUCCUGGACACUUGGAGUGUCAUUGGCGACUUGGUGGUACUUUUGUGGCACACAAAAAUAGAUCACACUGAGAAGUAUUUGUUUACAGCAACCGCAAAGCUCCUAGCCGAGAUAGCUGCCAAUCCUUUGCAUCACAAGAUGCCAUCAAACACAUUACUACAGGGGGGUACUGGCGUGACUCUGCAACUGGAAACUGGCUCAGUGCAGGUCACGCGACACAAAACUACAUUGCUAACCACCCAGAGCAACAAUGGCUAUUGGGUCUUCAUUCAAAUACCAAGAAGGUUGUUGAAGGCAUCAACAUUCAUCACACAGAAUGGCGACAAAGCAAAACUUGGGAGCCACGUAGUCAUCUCCUCACCGUCUAAUAGAGCCAACCCCUGUGUUGGCAAAGUAGAAGAGAUUCUUGUAACUGAGAAGAAGCCCAGAGUGGCUGCUUAUAUAGCCGUUACUUAUCUACAGUUCCAGCUAUUUCAACACACCAAACUUCAAAUACCUAUCCUGCGGAUUACAGUUGCACAAAAUGUUCUAACUGCCAAACGACACUGCCAUGGUGCCUACACAUUUAUUCAGUAG
Messenger RNA from Serpula lacrymans var. lacrymans S7.9, 1374 nucleotides. RefSeq lists its product as uncharacterized. Bases 1 to 1374 code for a protein of 457 amino acids. The transcript is spliced from 8 exons. Lineage: Eukaryota; Fungi; Basidiomycota; Agaricomycetes; Boletales; Serpulaceae. The record is from RefSeq and is a predicted model, not a curated record.